This is a messenger RNA of Metarhizium brunneum ARSEF 3297, 1899 nucleotides long. RefSeq names its product mRNA-capping enzyme (gene Rngtt). Lineage: Eukaryota; Fungi; Ascomycota; Sordariomycetes; Hypocreales; Clavicipitaceae. The record is from RefSeq and is a predicted model, not a curated record. Gene Ontology annotation, molecular function: mRNA guanylyltransferase activity; protein tyrosine/serine/threonine phosphatase activity. Gene Ontology annotation, biological process: 7-methylguanosine mRNA capping; protein dephosphorylation.
AUGGCUGGAGCGCAUGAACCGCCGCCCACAGCGGGCGAAUACGUCGACACGGGUCCUUAUACAACGGACCCGCCCUUGCUGAGAGAUCACUCGCAGCUCAAGACGUACAAGACGAGUCGUUUCGAGUAUCCUGAUAUAAGGGUAUUUUUCAGACCACAUCCCAAGGCUGCAGAACUUCCAAGGACGCCUGCGCCGUUGCCGCUCGUGGUCUGCAUACCAGGUCUGGGCGGUUCUGUUGCGCAGUUCUAUCCGCUGUUGAAUAGCCUUGUCGACCUCGCUUCCUGCCUAUCCGUGGAUUUUCCCGGAGGAGGGCGUUCACGAUAUGCUGUCACGUCAUGGGAUGCCUACACACCGGAAGCCUUGGGUGAAUUAUUGGAGCUCGUAAUUGAGGAUCACCGUGAUAAUGAACAUGGCCAAGGCAUAAUCCUAAUUGGACAUAGCAUGGGUACCAUGCUAGCCGCGCAGCUUGCAAGCAAAAGUGCUUCGCAUCAGACUAGUUUGUCAAAAUAUGUUGUCGCCGUUGUUGCGGUGUGUCCAACGGCGGGUCCCCCAGACCAGCAAAGGUCUUCUCUCUUGAGGCGACUUUUGUGGAUGCCCGGCUGGAUAUUCUCACUCUGGCGAGCCUGGGACGGUAUCGGAGGUCCGUACAGUCCGAGUGUGUCCCGUUUUGUAGGGAAGGAGGCAGAUUUGGAGUUGAGAGUGAUGCAAUAUCGGUUUAACCAACAGAGCAGAACCCCGGUCUGGAGACGUAUGGCAUAUGGUGCUCUUCCAGUCCAUGAGAAUGGCAAACCCAUAGGAGGGCUGCCCAGCCUUGAUACGUGGGCCGGGGUGAAGGUGCCGGUAUAUCUUAUUGCGGGCGAAGACGAUCAUUUGACACCACCGGGGGAGGUCGACAAGAUCCUUCAGGUGCUGAAUCAUCGUACAAAUAGCACGCAAUCUAACGAUGAACACACAAAUCAGGAAGAGUUGGCAAUAUCGAGCCAGUCACCUACACAGGUUCCAUCGCAGACCAGCGAUACAAUCUACGAUCCUACAGAGGAGAGUUUUGCGACGGACAAGAUUGGAGCGGACAGCAUCGAUAAUGCUGAUGAUGAGCCGUCGACUCCGCUAGAAUCGCCUGCAUUUGUGCCUCCGCAGCCUGCUCACCCGACGCCGGUAGUCCAGUCGUUCGUGAUGCCUUCACCAGCGAACCAUGCUCUUCUGUACAUGCCACGGUGCUCAAGAGUGUUGGCCGGGCUUAUCUCAGAUUUCCUCGCCUGUCAUGUUACCCAAAGAUUGUCCUUAGCUUGGCAGCUGCAGUACUUGUCCCGUGAGGGGAAAUGGGACGUCAAGAACUUAAUCAAGUGGAAGUCAGUCGCGCCGGUAUCUGAAGAAAUUGGACCCGAGGGACGUCCCAUUUUUCGCGCCUUGAAGACACUCAGAGAAGCCGACGACGUGCACUCCCCCUCUGAAUUCGUUGGGACAUGGAGUCAUGUUGUCAAGGAUGUCAUCGAUAUUUCUAGAGACCAGCCGGUUUAUGACCCGCGAGGCCUCGAACGAGGUGGUGUGCAUUACCACAAGUUCCCCACUGUGUCCAAGAUUCCGCCUCAGCCGAAAGAGGUCGAACUGUUUAUCAAGCUUGUUGAUAAGUUACGGAAUGCCCAGAUGGAGCGGGCUGAUAAAGAGGGCUGGGAACAUCCUGAGAAGUGUGUUGUGGGCGUACACUGUCACUAUGGCUUCAACCGUACUGGCUACUUCAUAGUGUGCUAUCUUGUUGAGCGUUGCGGGUUUAGUGUCCAAGAGGCGAUCGAAAAGUUUGCACAGGCGAGGCCAAAUGGAAUUCGUCACUCACACUUCUUGGAUAGGUUGUAUGUGCGGUACAAUGUUGAAGAAGGACCAGGCCAGCAACCGACGCCAUGA